Telopea speciosissima is the source of this 624-nucleotide messenger RNA. RefSeq names its product UPF0678 fatty acid-binding protein-like protein At1g79260. The transcript is spliced from 5 exons. Lineage: Eukaryota; Viridiplantae; Streptophyta; Magnoliopsida; Proteales; Proteaceae. The coding region runs from base 52 to 561 and encodes 169 amino acids. The record is from RefSeq and is a predicted model, not a curated record.
GAGAGAGAGAGAGAGAGAGAGAGAGAGAGAGAGAGAGAGAGAGAGAGAUAGAUGGAGGGUAGUAAUGCCGCUGGAGGUGCACCAGUUGCAGCAACAGCACCGCCUGUGCAUCCAGCAAUUGCGCCACUGUCAUUUUUGCUGGGGAGAUGGAAGGGAGAAGGCGAAGGGGGUUUCCCCACCAUCAACUCCUUCAAGUAUGGGGAAGAACUCAACUUCUCUCACACUGGAAAGCCGGUGAUAGCGUAUACACAGAGGACUUGGAAAUUGGCCUCUGGAGAGCCUAUGCACGCAGAGAGUGGUUACUGGCGUCCGAAACCUAAUGGGUCCAUUGAAGUUGUAAUUGCUCAAAGCACUGGUAUCGUCGAAGUUCAGAAAGGCACAUAUGAUACUGGAAAUAAAAUUGUGAAGCUCCAAAGUGAACUUGUGGGUAAUGCAUCAAAGGUGAGAGAGAUUACUCGAGUUUUUGAGGUGGCUGACAGCAAUUUAUCUUAUGUAGUUCAGAUGGCUACUAAUUUGAACAAUCUUCAGCCGCAUCUGAAGGCCCUGCUGAAGAAGGUCUGAUAGAGAUAUCUCCAAGAUGGGCAAAUGGAAACUUGAUUAAGCAUUCCUAAACCCCAAAAUAAA